This is a messenger RNA of Balearica regulorum gibbericeps (East African grey crowned-crane), 1602 nucleotides long. The record is from RefSeq and is a predicted model, not a curated record. Lineage: Eukaryota; Metazoa; Chordata; Aves; Gruiformes; Gruidae.
GGUAAUUGAGAAUGGGUCCUCAAUGAUGCUAAGUCUACAAUGGGAAGUGUCACACUUCGCUAUUUCUGCUAUGGGUGCCUUUUCACAUCUGUGACCUGGACACUUCUGCUCUUUGUUUAUUUCAACUUCAGUGAAGAGAACCAGUCCUUCAAGAAUGUGCCCGUCAAGGGGCUGGAACCUCAGAGGCCAUUUCCAAAAAAGUUCUACCCCCGUUUUACGCGGGGGCCUGUUCAUAUACCUGAAUUGCAACAGAAAGAAAGUAAGAUAGGAAAUCCUCUUCGAAAUCAUGUCCAGGACCCAGUUAAGGGGCAGGUAGAAUUCUCUCCUGAAAUGGGAAUGAUUUUUAAUGAAGAAGAUCAGGAAGUGAGAGACCUGGGCUAUCAGAAGCAUGCUUUCAAUAUGCUUAUCAGUAAUCGGCUGGGAUACCACAGGGAGGUGCCUGAUACAAGAGAUGCGAAAUGUAGGGAGAAGUCCUACCCUUCUGAUCUGCCGUCUGCCAGUGUUGUUAUCUGUUUCUACAAUGAAGCGCUUUCUGCCCUGCUUCGCACAGUGCAUAGUGUCCUGGAUCGCACUCCUGCACACCUUCUUCAUGAAAUUAUUUUGGUGGAUGACAACAGUGAAUUGGCUGACUUGAAGAAAGACUUGGGUGAAUACGUUAAAACGCAGCUUCCAAAAACCACAAAAUUGGUAAGAAAUGAGAAACGGGAAGGCUUGAUUCGAGGAAGGAUGAUUGGAGCCUCUCAUGCCACAGGUAUACUUUCUUUGCUGGUAUUCCUGGACAGUCACUGUGAGGUGAACGAGAUGUGGUUACAACCUCUGCUGACUCCUAUCAGAGAAGAUCGCAGGACUGUGGUGUGCCCUGUGAUUGACAUAAUCAGUGCUGACACGCUUACCUACAGCUCUUCCCCGGUUGUGCGUGGAGGGUUUAACUGGGGCCUGCACUUUAAGUGGGAUCUUGUUCCUUUGUCAGAACUGGAAGGACCCGAGGGAGCCACUGCUCCAAUCAAGUCACCUACUAUGGCUGGAGGCCUGUUUGCCAUGGAUCGCGAGUACUUCAAUGAACUUGGACAAUAUGAUAGUGGCAUGGACAUCUGGGGAGGAGAAAAUCUGGAAAUAUCUUUUCGGAUCUGGAUGUGUGGUGGUAGACUUCUGAUCAUCCCCUGCUCCAGGGUGGGACACAUUUUCCGUAAGAGGCGUCCCUAUGGCUCACCUGGGGGACAGGACACUAUGGCUCAUAACUCACUGAGGCUGGCACAUGUAUGGAUGGAUGAAUAUAAGGAGCAGUAUUUUGCUUUGAGACCCGAGCUAAGGAUGAGGAACUAUGGAAAUAUUACCGACCGUGUAGAAUUGAGAAAAAGAUUGAACUGCAAGUCAUUUAAGUGGUAUUUGGAUAAUAUCUAUCCUGAGAUGCAAAUAUCUGGGCCAAAUGCCAAAGCUCCACAGCCAGUUUUUAUUAAUAGAGCACAGAAACGACCGAAAAUAAUCCAGCGUGGAAGGUUGUAUCACCUUCAAACCAACAAAUGUCUGGUUGCCCAGGGCCACCCAAGUCAGAAAGGAGGCCUGGUAGUGGUUCGGGAAUGUGACUACAAUGAUCAAAACCAG